AUCUGUUGGUAAAGACUUGUCCACAACUUGCCUCUUCCCAUCACUGAGUUCACAAUUCGUCCCACCUUUCCAACAUGACGGAAGAUGUUGCCCCAGCUCCCCAGCAGGGGGACCCAGCUGCUGCAGCGCCCAGCCCCAGCAACGGCCCUGGGGAGCCCAUGGAUGUGGAGUGUCCCAUCUGCUACCAGGAGUACAACCAGUACAACAAAUGCCCGCGGAUGCUGGAGUGCCUCCAUGUUUUUUGCACCGAAUGCCUCCAGAGGAUCCAGCUCUGCCCCUGCGAGCCCCCUGACACCCACAGCCCACCAGCCAUCCCCUGCCCCCUCUGUCGCCACUUAACCCCACUGGAGGCCGGGGACGCCCUCACCUUACCCUGCAACUCCCGCAUCCUGGCCAGGCUGCCCCCCAUGGCCUUCCGCCUGCCUGUGACCACCCGUCUGUCCGCGGUCACCCAGGGAGUGGUGCUGUCCCUAGAGGGCAGCAGCAGGGACACACGCUUCAUCAUCCUGCCCACCGUCAGCUUGCGGGUGCAGCAGAUGCACCCAGACAGGUCGUACGGCACUGCGCCAGGACUGGUGGGGGAGGAGGAAGUCAUCCAGCAGAGCAAGGGGACGCUGCUCUGCGUGCAGCUUCUGGCAGUCAUCUUCUGGGUGCUGUUUGUGAUCAUCUGCGUGGUCGGAGUAGUGUUCGGACCACAUUUCUUCAACAGGAAUCUUUAAUGCAGAACAGGAUUUAUCUCCUCUUUAUGGCACUCUUUGUAUAAAAUCAUGAUAUACUCUGCAGGAAAACACUAUAACAAAAAAAAAAAAGAAGCCAGACAUACAGUUUUAUAGAAUAUAAAACACAUUUUUUAAAAAUCAUGUUUUCAUGAAAGUACUUCUGACUAAUGUAGCUGAUAUUUACCCACUAGUUAAGUUUAAUUCUGCUUUUAUAUGUAAUGGAAUAACACAACUGUCCUCACUGUGCUGCAUAUUUACUGCUAUUUCAUCAGCUGUACGCUGAUGAAGAGGUCCCUCUAGUGGUUUGUUUUGAAACAGGUGAACUGUACUCAGAUUUGUAAUUUUUAUAACUGUUUAGAGUUGUCCUUGAGGUUUCAUUUAUCAUUAGUGUGUAUGUUGUUUGUCUCAAUGCCAGC
Molecule: messenger RNA, 1135 nt
Organism: Acanthochromis polyacanthus (spiny chromis)
Lineage: Eukaryota; Metazoa; Chordata; Actinopteri; Pomacentridae
Product: RING finger domain-containing protein
Exons: 1
Coding region: 75-719 (214 amino acids)
Biological process (GO): protein ubiquitination
Molecular function (GO): ubiquitin protein ligase activity
Source: RefSeq, a predicted model, not a curated record